Haplochromis burtoni (Burton's mouthbrooder) is the source of this 594-nucleotide messenger RNA. Its product is annotated as guanylate cyclase 2G-like. NCBI's taxonomy places the organism in Eukaryota, Metazoa, Chordata, Actinopteri, Cichliformes, Cichlidae. The coding region runs from base 1 to 594 and encodes 197 amino acids. Gene Ontology annotation, molecular function: guanylate cyclase activity; peptide receptor activity. The transcript is spliced from 4 exons. The record is from RefSeq and is a predicted model, not a curated record. Gene Ontology annotation, biological process: intracellular signal transduction; receptor guanylyl cyclase signaling pathway; cGMP biosynthetic process.
AUGGUGGACAAGUUGGAAAAGUAUGCAAAUCACCUGGAGGACGUGGUGGAGGAGAGGACCAAUCAGCUUACAGUGGAGAAAACUCGUGCAGACAAGCUCCUCGCCAGCAUGUUGCCAAGAUAUAUUGCUGAACAGCUGAUGUCAGGGAAGUCAGUGGAGCCACAAAGCUAUGACUUGGUCACCAUCUUCUUUUCUGAUAUUGUCGGCUUCACUUCCAUGUGCUCAGUCAGCUCUGCGAUGGAAGUGGUAACAUUCCUCAACGACCUCUACAGUCUCUUUGAUGACAUCAUCAAGAUGUACGAUGUCUACAAAGUGGAAACAAUUGGUGAUGCAUACAUGGUGGCAAGUGGUCUGCCUAUCAGCAAUGGAAACUUGCAUGCUUUGGAGAUAUCCACAAUGGCGCUACAUUUCUUGAGAGGCAUAAAGGUGUUCAGAAUCCGUCACAUGCCAAAUGAGAGCCUUGCAAUUCGCACUGGGAUACACUCUGGUCCAGUGGUUGCUGGAGUGGUAGGGACCACCAUGCCUCGAUACUGCCUAUUUGGUGACACGGUGAACACAGCUUCUCGCAUGGAAAGCAACAGCUUACGUGAGUAA